CCCGGUUGGGACGGAGAGGCGGCGUGACAUGGCAGCAGGACACAGCGGGCAACUGGAUGCGGCGGCUGGAAGCAGCAGGUUUUCACAUGAUCUCUGGCUUUGGGCUAAGGCUCAGAUCCUGGCUUUGCAUCCCCCACCCCACGGCAUGGGAUCCAAUACCUGUGCUGCUGUGCAAUCAGAAACCACAUCUAGGGGUACUGAGGGCCAGCCUGCCACCUCUUCGUGGGUCACAAACCCUGUCAAAACCACAUGGAACCAGCAACAGCUGCAUCGAGAGUUAUUGUUCACCCAUCGCAAAGGCCUGAGUCUUCGUUCUAAGCCAGAGCUACUGCAGGUACUGGAGCAUCGGAACCGGUGCCGGGAAGGGACAGAAAGUGGCUUGGAGCAGUCACCCCUGGAGCAGGAGCUUCUGCGCUGGCAGCAAAGACGAGAACAGAAUCAGCAGCAGGAAGAGACAGGUGAUAAAGUUGGGAAUCAACCAGAGUUUAUCCGGGUCCGGGAAAACCUACGAAGGACACACCACUCACAGGAUCUCCCUCCCCAACAUGCAGCCCCUUCCCCAAUAUCCAGCCCCUUACUGCGCCCUCUUCUCACCAACAGACAGCCCUCCAGGCACCCAGCCACACACCCUCCUGUGGUCCCUAAGCCUCAAGUCCCACAGCUUCAGAGUUCCCUAAAAGUCUCCAGUCCCUUCUCAGCUCCAUCUCAGUGUCCCCUUGCCAAUACAUGACACACACCCCUACUCACUCACUCACUCUCUCACUCUCUAAUUCAGUCACACACAUAUUAUGGCUCCCUCCUGCUCCAGGUUUGGGGAGGGAUCCCACAGGAGCCUGAAUUUCCAGUAGUCCUUGUUCUAAGCUGUUGGGCCCAUCCUGCACUGAAGAGCAGGCAUAACCUAAAAGAGAAGGGGGGCAGCGGGUUGGUCUGAUAUGGAUCCUACUUCUCUACCUCCCUUGUCUGUCAGAAAAUAAAAACUCCCAUAAACAACAA
This is a messenger RNA of Rhineura floridana, 993 nucleotides long. RefSeq lists its product as uncharacterized. The transcript has 5 exons. Lineage: Eukaryota; Metazoa; Chordata; Lepidosauria; Squamata; Rhineuridae. The record is from RefSeq and is a predicted model, not a curated record. The coding region runs from base 29 to 730 and encodes 233 amino acids. Gene Ontology annotation, biological process: actin filament polymerization; actin filament bundle assembly; regulation of actin cytoskeleton organization. Gene Ontology annotation, cellular component: neuron projection; synapse; stress fiber.